Messenger RNA from Polyodon spathula (Mississippi paddlefish), 2495 nucleotides. RefSeq names its product protein cereblon-like. The transcript is spliced from 11 exons. Gene Ontology annotation, cellular component: Cul4A-RING E3 ubiquitin ligase complex. NCBI's taxonomy places the organism in Eukaryota, Metazoa, Chordata, Actinopteri, Acipenseriformes, Polyodontidae. The coding region runs from base 73 to 1422 and encodes 449 amino acids. Gene Ontology annotation, biological process: protein ubiquitination. The record is from RefSeq and is a predicted model, not a curated record.
GCCGCGCUGCUGUCUUGCAUAUACUCGCCGGCUGUUCGUCUCCCAGAGUGCAGCUCAGUGUAAACAGAGACUAUGGCUGAAGAAGAGGGAGGAGGAGAUCAGAAUAUCAACAAUAACAUGGGGAAUCAAUUACAACUUUUACCGGUAGAAAAUGAAGAAGAUGAUGAUGAGAUGGAAAGGGAAGAUCACGAUAGUGAUGAAGCUGAAAAACCGAACAUUAUGAACUUUGACACUAGUCUGCCAACAUCACAUGCAUAUCUGGGUGCAGAUAUGGAGGAGUUUCACGGCCGCACGGUGCAUGAUGAAGAGAGCUGUCAGAUGAUUCCAGUGCUGUCGCACACCUCCGUGAUGCUAAUCCCUGGUCAGACCCUGCCGCUGCAGCUCUUCCGCCCCCAGGAGGUCAGCAUGAUGAGGACCGUGAUGCAGCAGGACAGGACCUUCGCUGUGCUCGCAUACAGUGAUGCAGGAGAACGGCAGGCAGAGUUCGGAACCACAGCUGAGAUCUACGCAUACCGGGAGGAGCAGGAGUACGGGGUUGAAACAGUGAAGGUGAAAGCGGUUGGGAGACAGAGGUUCAAGAUCCAUGAAUUAAGAACACAGGCUGAUGGAAUUCGACUGGCUAAAGUCCAGAUCCUGCCGGAAAGAAUCCUGCCUUCCACCUUGUCUUCAGUCCAGCUGAGUUCACAGUCCAGACUUCAGAUGCACACAUCCACUCAACCCCCAUCCAAGCACUGCAGACAGGGCCAGGGGUGGUGGCAAAAGUAUCAGAAGAGGAAGUUUCACUGUGCAAAUCUGACCUCAUGGCCUGCGUGGGUUUACUCUUUGUAUGAUUCGGAGAUCUUAAUGAACAGAGUCAAGCGACAACUCCAUGAGUGGGAUGAAAAUCUCAAAGAUGACUCACUGCCAUCUAAUGCAAUAGAUUUUUCAUACAGAGUUGCAGCUUGCCUGCCCAUUGAUGACGCACUGCGUAUACAGCUGCUGAAGAUCGGCAGUGCUAUCCAGCGACUGCGUUGCGAAUUAGAUAUAAUGGACAGAUGUACAUCGCUUUGUUGUAAGCACUGUCAAGAUACAGAAAUAACAACCAAAAAUGAAAUCUUUAGUUUGUCUUUGUAUGGACCCAUGGCUGCGUAUGUGAAUCCCCACGGGUACGUUCAUGAGACCCUGACGGUCUACAAGGCUAACAGUCUCAACCUGAUGGGUCGCCCAUCAACGCAGCACAGCUGGUUUCCAGGAUAUGCUUGGACCAUUGCCCAGUGCCGAACCUGUGGCUCACACCUGGGCUGGAAGUUCACAGCUACUAACAAGGACUUGACUCCUCACAAGUUCUGGGGAUUAACACGCUCUGCUCUGCUGCCGACAAUCCCUAAAACAGACGAGGAGGAGGAGGAGGGGCAGGAGGCCUCAAGGCUUUUGCGCUUGUAACUAGAUGCUGCAUGAAUAGAGAAAAACUUAAAACGAACAAACGUUCAGCAAACUCUGUGCACAUCUUAGCCUGAGUCCGUUGGGGGCAGUGCAACUUCUGAAAAAUAAUAUCUAGCUUUCCACUCAACCUGCAGUUUAGUUUUACAGUUAUCAGAUUUGAGCCUGAUGGUCUUUACUACUGGUUAUGUGCGUCUUGAAAUGUGCCAAGUUCUUUUGUGCAGAAAGUUGCAGAGAAUGUUUAGUCUUGGGAAUUUCAUCUUCAUCAGCAAUCUGUGUUACUGUCAUAUCUCAACCAGGGCAUGCCACCUGUGCUGUAUCAUUUUGUGUUAUUGAAAGCUUUAAGUAAUGCUAUAAGAACUUGGUAUAGUUAGUCAUAUAGGGAAAGGACCCCAUUCGCUAGCCAUAUCUACAGCCUGUGACCUGCGUCACAUGUCUAGUUAUGUUCUCCUUGUGAGAGGACCAGUAUCCUGACACUCUGACCUGUAACUAAUUAUUGUGGUACUAUAAGUGUUCGCUUUCAAGGUUGGCAGGCAGUGCUAAAGGGCAUGUUGUGUUAGGAUUCAAAUAAAAAAUGAUGAUAAAAUUAAAAGCAGUUGUAAGUCUAAUAUAUCUUUUAGGCACAGCUUUCAUUCAAGAAGCACCUUGUCACUAGAAAAUGCUGUUCAGACCAGGAGGCUGUUUUCUCAUAAAACAUUACAAUAAUAAUUAUAAUAAUAAUAAAAACAAUAUGCUGAUAAUCAUGUUGUAAAUGGAAUAGUUGUUUAUGUUUUGUAAAGUUAAAGUUGAUACUGCCUGAGGGAUUAAUUUAUUUUUUUGAUUCAAGGUUUGUGAUGUAUGUCUGAUUUAUGUAGGUGCAAACAUCAGCACAUUGAGGUGUGUAUUACAUGCACAGCUUUGAAUUCCUUUUAUUUCAAACUUAAUAGUCAGAACACUCCUAUAUUUAAAUAUGUGUGUUGUCAAUAGCUGUGGGAGGUAAGCUGGAGGAACUGCUGACAUCAAGAUUUCAGCAGUUUCCUCUUACUUCUAUGUGCAGUUGUCCUCUGCAUUUACCAGUAAAGAUUACUUUGAACCUC